AUGUCCAGGUUAAUAGCAUCGAGCCUAUUGUCACGGCGCAUCGCCACUCCGGCAUUGAUAGCGCCGGCCGUCUUGCCUCUUCAAAGAAGGAAUAUUUGGGAAAGGCCUGCUAAACCACUGAAGGCAAGCUUCACUCUCAUCAUUCAAUCCCAACAAAAGAACUGGGAAUGGAGCAAGGUCGAGGUCGAAGAAAAAGUCCUCGACAUGUUACUAGAUGCUGCCAAAGUCGACGAAGACAAGAUUACUCUCGAAGCAAAUCUAUCAUACGACCUAUUAAUGGACGAUAGGGAACGAUUUGGUUUAUAUUGGGACUUGCAAGAAGAAUUCCAGUUCAAUAUCGCCCCUCUAAGGAGGUUCUCUAGAGACUUGGCUUCUGGGCGAGAGGCUGCUGACUGGGUCGCAUCCUACUUGGAGCAACACCAACGGUUGAGAUUCUAG
Synchytrium microbalum is the source of this 438-nucleotide messenger RNA. RefSeq lists its product as uncharacterized. The record is from RefSeq and is a predicted model, not a curated record. The transcript has 6 exons. NCBI's taxonomy places the organism in Eukaryota, Fungi, Chytridiomycota, Chytridiomycetes, Synchytriales, Synchytriaceae. Bases 1 to 438 code for a protein of 145 amino acids.